Messenger RNA from Oncorhynchus keta (chum salmon), 568 nucleotides. It is a transcript of the gene mthfs, whose product is annotated as 5,10-methenyltetrahydrofolate synthetase (5-formyltetrahydrofolate cyclo-ligase). Gene Ontology annotation, molecular function: 5-formyltetrahydrofolate cyclo-ligase activity. Lineage: Eukaryota; Metazoa; Chordata; Actinopteri; Salmoniformes; Salmonidae. The transcript has 2 exons. The record is from RefSeq and is a predicted model, not a curated record. Gene Ontology annotation, cellular component: mitochondrion. Gene Ontology annotation, biological process: folic acid-containing compound biosynthetic process; tetrahydrofolate interconversion. The coding region runs from base 182 to 568 and encodes 128 amino acids.
AGAUAGAUAGAUGAUAAUUAUGUUAUUGCAGUCUGUUUAAUGAUUGAUUGGCGUGGCUAGCUGAGUCCAAUCCAAAUGUAGAAUUUGCUCAUUUCAAGGCCAGCCUAACUUGCUGCCUUCCCUGAACUCACACACAUUGCAACAUUUUUUAUCUUUGGACACGAGUUUUACAUUAGCCAGCAUGGCCGCCUUGCGUGCAGCCAAACAAGCUAUGAGGAGAGAAAUAAAGAAACGAGUAGCUGCGUUGGACGAUCAAGAGAAACUUCGCCAGUCUCGAGUCAUUUCGCAAAAGCUCUUCAAACACCCCAAGUAUGCCAGGUGUGAGCGCAUCGCUGUGUUCCUCAGCAUGCACGACGAGGUGAGAACAGAGGAGAUCAUUCAGGACUUGUUUAAGCACGGUAAGACCUGCUUUAUGCCCAAGUACUUGACCCAGGGCACCAGUAACCACAUGGACAUGGUGAAGCUCACCAGCAUGGAGGAUAUGAUGUCACUGCCUCUGACUUCCUGGAACAUCAGACAGCCUGCCGCCGACGACAACACCAGAGAGGAGGCCUUGGAGACAGGUUAG